CUUGUACUUUCGUUUUACAUUCCUCGAAACAGUAAGUGCUUUUGGUAAAAUGGCUUCGGCAAAGCUCGUUCGUAGUUUCAGUUUGGACUAUACAAAUGGUACAAGAGGAAAAGGAACACUGACUUUCUCUAUAUAUGAAGGUUCUGUAAUUCAGACAAAUGCAGAGGCGAUAAUCUCUGUCCUUGGCGGCGGAAAUACCGGAGGUUUAUCAGGAGCAAUCAUUAAGGCAGCCGGAAGUGCAGUCUGUGAUGAAAUUGUUGCUAACAAAACCAGAAAACUAACCGAAAACAUUGUAACAAAGGCAGGAAAUUUAAAGUGUAAAUAUAUAAUUCACUGUAAUUGUCCAAAAUGGAAUGAUUAUGACGGUGGAAGCAAGAGAAUAUGCCUAGAUGAUCUUUACAUUACGGUCAAGAAGGCACUAGUGGCAGCUUGUGACAAGGGACUGAAAUCCGUCGCUUUGCCUCCAAUAGGGUUAGGAAACCCAUUUGGAAUCCCCAAAAUUGCAUGUUCUGCAAUGUAUGUAAAAGCCAUCAAAGAAUUUGUUGAGUUCCUUCCGGGAAUGAAAAGCAAGUUAAAAGAAAUUCAGUUUUUUGAUAAAUCUUCUGAAAUGACACAGCUAGUUUACAAUACUUAUCAGAUGACAAACGGUGCAGGGGAAAGAUAUCUGUCACAUGAGUCGGUACUGAUGCGAGCUUGCCAAUCCCCAGCUUCUACAACACAGACAAGUCAUCAUAAUGGAUCACAUUCGACGAAUCCAAGCUUUAACCAUGGACAACAUGCACAGCACUUUCAAACACCGUAUGGCCAAGCAGGUAACUAUCAACCACCACCAUUGACGUAUCCAUCGUCUUCAAAUUCUUGGCCACUAUCGAACAUACCUGCGGCGGCCCCUCUGUAUGCACAACAACCGCCACUGAUAUAUCCACCGUCAUCAAAUUCUUGGCCACAAUCGAACAUGCCUGUUGCAGCCAUUCCGUAUGUACAACCAACGCCAGUGAUACAUGUAUAUCCAACGUCUUCAAAUUCUUGGCCACAAUCAAACAUACCCGCGGCGGCCCCUCCAUAUGUACCAUCAAAUUGGACUUACAUCGGUAAUGUUGGUGGAGCGGAUACAUUUAAUAUUAACCAAAUACAGGUUUUGAUCUAUACAGGCGAACUUCCGAAACUUAACAACGUAGAUAUCCUUGUGUCGACAGAAAAUUCACGGGUACCAGGAAACGGUAAAUUGGCAAAAGCUAUUUUUCAAAAAGCAGGAAAGGAAUACCAAAAGGAACACGCAAAAUUGUUUUCGGGGAAGAAAAAGAUAAACAAUGGUGAGAUACUGCAAACCGGCGCAGGACUGCUUCACUUUAAAGUUGUACUACAUGCCAUCAUUGACAAGUUUCCCAAUGCCUCUCCAACUCCAUACCACCUCAAUGAGUUAUAUCAAACAACUCUUAAUUUGCUAGACACCGCCAACAAAAAAGUAAAAAAGAAGCAGUUGUUAACCAUUGCGUUACCUUUACUAGGAGCAGGAGCAGUAUCAGAUCCACGCCAUCAGAAAGAAUAUGCCUCCGCUUUAUUACAAGGAAUCGCGUCUUUUUCUUCUGCAUCUAAGGUAAAAUUGUGGGCAGUCCAUAUUGUCAGCCUCAAACCGGAAACAACAAAAUUGCUAGUAGAGGUUUGCCAGUCAUUCUGUUCGACGCCGAACUCUCAAAGACGUCGACAGGAUUCUCAUAGAGGUCGAAGGGAUAAAAAACCAAACGAAGAAAAGACUCAUACUACCAGAAAAACGCCAAAGUUUACUCCUUCGGAUUCCAAAUUCAUUGAGUCGUGGAAAGCACUCCGCCAAAGCAAACAAAAGAUCGAUUCAUUUUUCGAAGCCAUCCCUACUCCAACACAAGGGACUCUGCAGAAAGAGGAAUCAGUUACUGGUAAUGGCAAUUUGGUAAUGAUUGACUCGGAUUCUGAAGAUGAAACUCCUGAUGUGUACGAACCCGAUGAAGGCGCAUCUGCUGCCUCGAACAAUCACUCGACUUGUAUUAUAUGUAUGGAUGACGAGUUAACCGAACCUGUACGGAUGAAAUUAUGUAAACAUGAGUUCUGUCGUGAAUGCAUAACGGAAUACUUAUCACAGAAGCCCGCGUGUCCUGUUUGCAACAUGGUGUAUGGAGAAAUGUAUGGCGACCAGCCUGUGGAUGGAGUCGCCAAGAUUUACAAGGAUGAAGAUCCUCUCCCUGGAUACACGUGUGGAACGCUCAUCAUCCAUUAUGAAUUUCCACAUGGACGUCAAACGAAAGAUCAUCCUAACCCCGAAGAGUCCUAUCGGGGAUUAUCCAGACAAGGUUAUUUACCAGACAACAAAGAAGGGCGUCAAAUUCUCCGAAUGCUGAAGCGCGCUUUUGAACAUCGAUUGGUUUUCACAGUUGGGUUUUCUCGUACUUCCGGUAGAGACAAUGUUGUCACGUGGAAUGACAUCCACCAUAAAACAAGGAGAGUCGGUGGACCUGAACAAUAUGGUUAUCCAGAUCCGGAAUAUCUAGCACGAGUUAAAGAUGAGCUGGGUGCUAAAGGAAUUUCAGAAGACUGAUGAACAGAAGAGAAGCGGUGACAUUCUUUGCCUAAUGGGAAGAAUCAAUUGUUUGUUUCAUAAACUCAAUGAGGGCAAUCAUUUUGUGCACAUACAUGUACAUAAAGUAAAGGACAUCAUCAAUUGCUUACAUGAUACUUUUCAGAAACUGGUAUAAUAUAAAAUUCUUAUCUGUAUUUUUUUUAAUAUUUAAGAAGCUAGCAUCAUUGAAUGUAGUUUUAAAAACCCUAUACAGCUUAGAAUUUGAUUGCAUCACAAGCA
Molecule: messenger RNA, 2830 nt
Organism: Magallana angulata
Lineage: Eukaryota; Metazoa; Mollusca; Bivalvia; Ostreida; Ostreidae
Exons: 5
Coding region: 50-2569 (839 amino acids)
Biological process (GO): Notch signaling pathway; protein ubiquitination
Source: RefSeq, a predicted model, not a curated record